CUUUUCUAUCUGAUCAUUUAUGGAAAUCUUCAUCCUCGAAGUUAAGAACAUAGUUUCCACAAUAACAUGGCAGCCAAAUUACCACCCGUUCCUCCUACACUUCGGUCGGUUCAGCACUAUCUAAAAACGGCAACUGAACACGAUGGUCGUGAUGCGGCUGUUAGCUAUUAUUGUCGACUAUAUGCAGUUCAAAAAUCUCUUCAAAUUGAUAAAAAAUCACCUGACGCCGUAAAAUUCAUCACAACACUUAUGGAUCAUCUUGAACAGGCCAAAAAGCAAAAUGCAGACAAUGAAGCAAUACACACUGAAACCAUUGGUCAUGCACACAUUGAGCAGUAUGCCCUAAAAUUAUUUUUAUACGCGGAUAAUGAAGAUCGAUCUUCGAGAUUUGGAAAAAAUGUUGUAAAAUCUUUUUACACGGCCGGUAUGCUAUUUGAUGUUCUCGAAACUUUUGGAGAGCUAAAUGACGAUAUUGAAAAAAAUAGGAAAUAUGCUAAAUGGAAAGCCACAUAUAUACAUAAAUGCAUUAAAGAGGGACUUCAACCACAACCUGGUCCACUAGAUGAGGAAGAGCAGGAAUUACAUGGAGCGCCAUCAGCACCAACAUCGUCGUAUAUUCCUCCAGACGAUAGAUCAUCUCAAUCGGCCACAGCUGCUGCUCCAACUCCCACUCCUCGAACAGCUAAUAGCGUUGCCCCAACACAACCGGUGGAGUAUACCCAAUGGGUACCACCAUCUUCUGGAUCACUAAAGCCUAGUGAUUUCGAGAAAGCCACUAAACAAUGUAAGCACGCUAUUAGUGCUAUGCAGUAUGAGGAUAGUGCCACUGCCGUUGAAUGUCUUAAUAAGGCUUUGAGAUUGUUAACUACAGGAAAAGAGUAAUUAAGAAAUUGACAAAAAAGACGGAAAGAUGGUCCUAGCUAUAAUAUUGUCUUAAUUUCCAUACACAUUCAAAUCAAACUAUACUUUUGAUCUGUAAAUUUAGUGUAAUUGGUUAAAUUUUACCAGAAAAAUACACCAUAAGUUUAAUUCAUUUUUAUGAUAAUCUCUCUUUAAUUGAUUCUUAUUUUCAAGAUUAUUUAAAAAUAUAUAGGUAC
Molecule: messenger RNA, 1097 nt
Organism: Dimorphilus gyrociliatus
Lineage: Eukaryota; Metazoa; Annelida; Polychaeta; Dinophilidae
Source: the annotation of a GenBank genome assembly